Molecule: messenger RNA, 938 nt
Organism: Conger conger (European conger)
Lineage: Eukaryota; Metazoa; Chordata; Actinopteri; Anguilliformes; Congridae
Exons: 7
Coding region: 168-917 (249 amino acids)
Source: RefSeq, a predicted model, not a curated record
GAUCUUCGACCUACGUGUUUCGGCUAACAGUAGAUAAUUGUUACUGCGCUAAAUUAUGCAAAAGUACAAUCUGUAUAAACACUAACGUUAACCCGAUGUAAUUGUUAGCUAGUGAGGAAAGUUGGAAGUCUGCUUCGCCAAGAGAUUCUACCGAAACGUGUAUCGAUAUGAGAAUUGCAUGUUACAAUCCAGCAUGGACAAAGUCAGCUGUUGGUGAGAAAUGUGCCGAGUGUUGUACACUGUUCCACUGCCCAUUUUGCAAGCCUGAGGUUUUCAAACCAGCAGUGCAAACCAAACUGUUAAAACAUCUUGAAGCACAUAAAAACCAGGCUCUGCAAUAUAAAGGAUACACAAUCUACAAGUGUAACUUGGACUGUACACGCCGGUCACAUUUCCAUUGUUGCGGUUGCUUGUCAUUAUUUGAGCAAAAGAAGAGAUUCAUGAAACACAUGCUGAAUUGUGAGGGCACAUUGAAGGCCGAAGUUCGCUCUGUGUCUGAAGAUGAGGCCAAAAUUCACCCUGUGUCUAAAGAUGAGGCAGAAGUUCAUCAUGUCUCGAAAGGUGAGGCAGAAGGUCAUCAUGUGCCAGGAUACAACACCUCCUAUAUUGGUGUGAUGGGUCAUUAUCUCACCCUCCUGCCUCCACUAGAGAGUGAACCAGCAGAUGAUUCAUGCGAGACCAUCUCUGACACCCAUUUAGAUGAGGACUUGGACCACAACACCAGCAUCAAUUCAGCUGGUGCUGCUACUGGAAGGACUAGUGGAGCGGGGCCUGCAGAAGACCUAAAGGCCCUGUACCGGCAUUUCCUUUUAAAAGAGAUGGAAAACAGGGACCAAGAGAUGGCUUACAGGGCACUGAAGAUGAGAAAGUUGGAGAAGGAGAUCCUAUUACUUAAUAAACAGGUGGAUAAACCAUGAUCAGUCUUCACAAGUCUUUUU